UCUGGCUUUCCGUAGCUCCACCUGACUACGUUGGCAACAUGGCGUCGUCAGAUGUCCACGUCCGAAUAUGUGAACAAGAAAUACUCAAAUAUGACUUGGAAAUUAAAGCUCUCAUCCAGGAUAUCACUGAGUGCACAGGCCCUCAAAGCAAGCUGACAGAAUUAAAUGGAGAAGUGAAAAAGAAUUUCCACAGCUUAAGAUUACGGAUUCAGGACUUGGAGCAGAUGGCAAUGGAACAGGACAAAGAGUCAGACAAGCAAGCCUUGAUGACUCAGGUCGAGAGACACAGAAAACAGAUGCUCAGUAACCAGACAGCCUGGAGGAAAGCCAACCUGUCCAGCAAACUUACAAUCGACAACAUGGAAAAGCAGGCCCUUCUUAACGGAGCCGAUGAGUCUGUGAGGCAGAGGAAGAUGACCAAAGAGGGUCUGGCCCAGACCGCCAGCGACAUCACAGAAAAUCUUAUGAGUAUCAGCCGAAUGAUGGCCCAACGAGUUCAGCAGAGCGAGGAGACCAUAACGUCACUAGCAACCUCCUCCAGAACAAUCCAAGAGACAAAUGAGGAGUUUAAGACCAUGACGGGGACCAUUCAGCUCGGGAGAAAACUCAUCACCAAAUACAACCGCAGGGAGCUCACUGACAAGCUGCUUAUCUUCUUGGCAUUAGCUCUUUUCCUCGCAACAGUCCUCUACAUCCUAAAGAAGAGACUGUUCCCCUUCCUGUAGACCAAAGAGGUUCUCCUGUGACCACGUACGGUACUUUCCAUCGUCAGUGGAAAUGAUUUAAACAACUCUGAAUGUUGCGUGCCGUGUUAGACACAUUACACGUGAGCGUCUGCACAGUGGAAUGCGGACUGCUUGCUUGACUGAACUGAGAUGCCGCUGAGGGUGAAAUAUUGUCCACAUAGAGGGAGAUCGGCCUACAGGGCUACAGCUCAGAGGCAGACUAAAGGAAAAAAAAAAUCAUUGUACUGCUUUGAGGAUGCAAGAUGUGUCUUUACUUGAGGGCAGAUAGCAUGCUGAUUAAUAUAAAAUGUGACAUUUGACUUUUAUGAUUGAUUUAUUUUAAAAAGAAAGUCCAAAAUAUUAGGGCCGCUUUUUAGCUUCACCAGUUUUUAUUAGCAAGUGUGUUGCUGAACGAUUAUUGUAGUGAGCAGUGAUCUUAAUUACUGUAUUCAAGGCUAUAACUGCUAUCAAAUGACACCAUAUUAAAAACAUAUAUAUUUGGGCUCAAAACUAGGCCGGAACAUGUUUUAAGAUUACCAGUGGAAACCAAGCCAUUUACCGCAAUACAGUUUUCCAUAAAUACUUUGCAAAUAAUGUUUCAGAUUUUAUGGGAAUCUACUGUGGAACUUACUUCCUGUAACAUAUAAUUUAUUACUGCAUAAUGAUGACUUCUUUCCAUUUAUUUAAAUAGAAUAUUUAAGUGCUUUUUAACUUUAUUAUGAUUCAGGCUCAGCUGCUCUCACUCUGCAUUUUACUUUUUGAACAGCACUCAUAGGGUGUACACACACACUUCUGACUGUCUCCGUGUUUAUUCAGUUGCCGUGCAAAUCGAAGUAAAAAAAAAAACCCUGUAUUAAGCGUAAGAUUGGACACACUCUGCUCCGUCUCUGUCCACGUAAACCCGGCUGUGGCUCGGCAGCCGAGCAGAAAAGCUCAGAAAAGGAGUAGCGGUGUUCACACUGGCAGAGAUAGGACAGCAUGCACCCCUGCCUUUCUUCAGAUAAGACCCGGAAAAGCAGAUUAUUCCGACCCGUUUCCCUCUCCCUUUCCAGUGUGAGUGGAGGGUGAGGGGGGAUAUUUUUAGGUUUGUGUGGCAUUGUUAUCUGACGUUGCCUUUUCAACACCACAGAGGAGAGGGUGGCCAGAGAAGCUACAUGACCUUGCCACCCUUUCUGCAAUUGCCUGGCAUUGCCAUUUCGUUUAUUAUUUGUAA
Archocentrus centrarchus (flier cichlid) is the source of this 1938-nucleotide messenger RNA. It is a transcript of the gene bnip1a, whose product is annotated as BCL2 interacting protein 1a. Gene Ontology annotation, biological process: retrograde vesicle-mediated transport, Golgi to endoplasmic reticulum. The record is from RefSeq and is a predicted model, not a curated record. The transcript has 6 exons. NCBI's taxonomy places the organism in Eukaryota, Metazoa, Chordata, Actinopteri, Cichliformes, Cichlidae. The coding region runs from base 39 to 725 and encodes 228 amino acids. Gene Ontology annotation, cellular component: SNARE complex; endoplasmic reticulum. Gene Ontology annotation, molecular function: SNAP receptor activity.